Messenger RNA from Oncorhynchus tshawytscha (Chinook salmon), 1756 nucleotides. RefSeq names its product E3 ubiquitin-protein ligase TRIM35-like. The coding region runs from base 219 to 1676 and encodes 485 amino acids. The transcript is spliced from 2 exons. Gene Ontology annotation, molecular function: protein binding; zinc ion binding. The record is from RefSeq and is a predicted model, not a curated record. Lineage: Eukaryota; Metazoa; Chordata; Actinopteri; Salmoniformes; Salmonidae.
GGAAGUGAGUGAGCAACAGGGGGGCUCAGGGUAGGAUAGAAUCAGAGAGUAUAUAAAAGGUAACUUAUUCAGUGGUUCUGAGAUGACAUACGGUCUGAAAUCGUUGGGCUGUCUAUUGUCAGAAGGAUUUAGCCUUGGCCAAUGAGAGAGGAGUAGGAGUGUGGAAAUCACAGGACGCUAUAGAAGGCAGUGAAGAUACAUCAAGCACUCCUGUGAGGAUGGCAGCCAGUUUCUCUCUCCUGGAAGAGGACCUGUCGUGUAUAGUGUGCUAUCAGACAUUCAGGGAGCCAGUGAUCCUGCUCUGCAGCCACAGCUUCUGCAAGGCCUGUCUGGAGGAGAGCUGGAGUAAACAGGAGACGCAGGACUGCCCAGUCUGCAGAAGGUCCUCCAGAGACCAGUCGCCUCCCAACCUGGCCCUGAGACAUGUCUGUGAGACUCUGAGGGAGAGGGAGAUUAAGGACACUCCUGGGCCCACAGAGGAGGCGACAGAGGGGCCCUCACAGGGUGAAAACACCAGCCACAGGGGGUUACAGGGUGUGUGUGGUUUACACUCCCAGAGGCUCCAGCUCUUCUGCCUUGAGGAUGAAUGUCUGGUGUGUGUGGAGUGUGUGUCGGAGCAUGCAGGCCACAGCUUCUGCUCUCUCGUGAAGGCAGCAGGCCAGAGGAGGGAGGGGCUCAGACCCACACUGGAGGCCUUGGAGGAGAAAAUGUCUGCCUUCUGCAAAGCCAAGCUAAACUGUGACAAAAUGGCUGCUCACAUUGGGGUGCAGGCCCAGCUAGCAGAGAAGCAGAUAAUGAAUGAGUUUGAAAAGCUACACUGCUUCCUGAGAGAAGAGGAGGUGGAGAGGCUAGCUGCGCUGAAGGAGGAAGAGGAGGAGAAGAAUAAAAGGAUAAAGGAGAGAGUGAAGGAGAUAAGUGAGAUGAUGUCAUCUCUGUCAGACACAAUCAGAGCUGUGGAGGAGAAGCUGGCAGUGGAUGAUUUGUUGUUUCUGCAGCGCUACAACACUAUGAUGGAGAGAGUACGGAGUGUGCCUAAGGACCCACAGCUGUGCUCAGGAUUACUGAUCAACUUGGCCAAACACCUGGGCAAUCUCAAGUUCCAGGUCUGGGAGAAGAUGCAGGGGGCAGUGAAAUACAUGCCUGUAGUUCUAGAACCAAACACCGCACAUCCCUAUCUUUAUCCAUCUGAAGAUCUGACCAGCCUACGAUCUGAAGAUAAAGGACAGAGUCUCCCAGACAACCCAGAGAGGUUUGAUUCAUACCGUGACAUCCUGGGUUCAGAGGGGUUCACUUCAGGGACACACUUCUGGGAUGUGGAAGUCGGAGAAAAUGAUGACUGGAGGGUAGGCGUGGCCAGUGAGUCUGUUAGUAGGAAACAUGAGUUAGAUGAAGAAGGAAGUGGAAUAUGGGCUGUUGGGGUAGCUAAUGGUGAACCUUAUAAAAUGAAGAAGAAGACCCAGAGGAUCAGAGUUUCGCUGAAGUGGGACAAACAGGAGGUGUCCUUCAUUGAUCUUAGUUCAUACACACAAACCCUCAGAACAUUUAAUCACAAAUUUACAGAGAAGAUGUAUCCAUACUUUUAUUUGUUAAAUGGUCAACCACUACAGAUCCUUCCAGGGAAAGUCUCUGUAAACGUGGAAAACCAUGUGGAAAACCAUGAUAUGGAAUUGUUUUAACGUGGCUAUACCAUGGAUCAUUUAGUUACUUGAUUUAGAAUUUUAGGAUUAUUUGAUAAAAUAUUGAGUUUGGUCUUUAC